Molecule: messenger RNA, 4698 nt
Organism: Scylla paramamosain (green mud crab)
Lineage: Eukaryota; Metazoa; Arthropoda; Malacostraca; Decapoda; Portunidae
Gene: Trs23
Product: trafficking protein particle complex subunit 4-like
Exons: 6
Coding region: 967-1620 (217 amino acids)
Biological process (GO): endoplasmic reticulum to Golgi vesicle-mediated transport
Cellular component (GO): TRAPP complex
Molecular function (GO): protein binding
Source: RefSeq, a predicted model, not a curated record
CGUUCACAAUAGCCGCACUGUUUGGACGAUAUGGAGAAAUGAUAAUCAGUUUCCCCUCAAAGUGAAUGAACGACUCAUAUGCAGAAAGACUCGCCCCUUGUGCUCUCUGCCAUGGGUGGCUGGAACAAGUGAAAACAGGGGAAUGUGUCAGUGUUGGUGUGAAUCACGAUAGCCCCAUUUCUGGACAGGAUGAAUGAAUGAGAGGAGUGCAAGUGAUUGAUGGGUGAAUGUUGGUGGUGAUGCAGAGGUUGUUAUUAUGGAAUGAGUGAAGAGUGGUAUUGUUACUUAAGGAGUAGUGCUAAUCAAUAAUCUACAAUGCCACUACAUUAAAUUAUACUGUGAAAAUCAAUCUUUACCACAUUCUAUCUAUGGAUCUUGUUGAGCUGUAAGCAGUCGUGGUUGAAAAUUAGGUAGUAAUUGUUUGGAGUUUUAGUUUUGUUAUCGGCAGUAAGCUUAGUAAUGGGGAGAUUAAUUUGCCUUAAGCUAUGUUGGUCAGUACAGUUAUAAUCAUGAUAAUCUUUUAAAAGCACCAGAAACUCCCACUGCAGUCUGUUGAAGGUACAGGCUACUUGUUACACUCGUGAAGACGCCCUUCAGUACCUCAACAAUCUGUUGACACUUUUUUCCCCAAUGAUAUACACAAUAAAGGGAUUACGAAACUUAAACUAGAAUACUUCUUAAUGAUAUACACAAUGAAAGGAUUACGAAACUUAACCCAGAAUAUUUUUUUCUUAAUGAUCUGCACAAUAAAGGGAUUACGGAACUUAACCUAGAAUACAAAAACGUUAAUAUUAUUUCAAUAUUAUUCAAGAAGGAUUAAAAAUGGGAAUGGUAGUCUACCAAUGAAAAGUAUGAAUGGUUUGGUUGGAGCCGAGGACAAGACUGGCGAACCCUCCAGCAGAUGUUUGUGUCGAGGCGGAGGGGGAGGAGCCUUGCACUCACUGACGGCUCUGCUGUUCAGCCACCAUGACCAUCUUCAGCCUGUACAUCCUUAGUAAGUCAGGUGGCCUCAUCUACCAACAUGACCACAACUUGCCUACCAUUGAGAAUGAGAAGACCUUCAGCUUCCCCCUGGAGCUCAAACUUGACGUGCAGAACAGGAAUGUCAUGGUCUCUUUCGGCCAGCGGGAUGGCAUCAAAGUUGGUCACAUGUUGGUGGCCAUCAAUGGAAUGAAGGUGACAGGCCAGCAGCUGGAUGAUGGCCGGGAUGCCCUACAGGUACUGCAGGAUGAGGCCAACUACCCUAUCAACCUCAAGUUUGCCCGGCCCAGACUCACCACCAAUGAGAAGAUUUUCCAGGCAUCCAUGUUCUACCCGCUGUAUGCCUUGGCCUGUCAGUUGAGUCCAGAGCCAAGGAGUUCUGGCAUUGAGGUGCUUGAGGCUGACAACUUCAGGAUGAAUUGCUUCCAGACCCUCACAGGAGUAAAGUUUAUGGUGAUCUCGGACCCCAAACAAAGUGGUGUUGACGCACUGCUUCACCGAGUGUAUGAGCUGUAUGCCGACUUUGCCUUGAAGAAUCCUUUCUACUCCCUUGAGAUGCCCAUCAGAUGUGAGCUGUUUGAUGAGCACCUCAAGACUGCCCUGGAGCAAGCUGAGCGCCCAGGCUUCAGCAAUGUCUGAUCUGCCCCCCUACAGACCCACCAGAGCGGGGAUGGUGGAGGUGUUCAGUGGAACUGUCUGACAGAGUAGAGAUGCCCCGCCCUGGAGCAUGUCGAGCAUACGUCUCCCAACGCCGCUGUUUCUCGUCAAUGGUCCGCUGCAGCCGGGCCACCUCCUGCUCCACACGUGCUGCCUGUGAUCAGUGCAGGGGACAGUAUCAGAGCCUAGUUCUGAUUGCCUUCACCUGCAACCAGUAUUUUCUCCACCUCUGGGCACUAUAAGAUCCAUGAGACUGAACUGUAUCAGAUAAGGGCUCCUCAUAUGUAUGCCACAUAUCACAUAAUUUUACAAGAUCAUUUCAAUAAUAUAUAUAUAUUAAAAAUUUUAAGUGUGAUUAAUCUCAUAUCACAAAGAUCACAAUCAACACAUGAAUUAUAAUGUGAGGAUGUGUGGCCAAGGAUCUGCAACACAGAUACUAAUGGCACAGAGCUGACAAGCAGUGUCAAAAGUAUCAAGAAAGAAACAUGAUGAUCCAAAUUGUGUGAUGGACCAGAUGUGGCAUAUGCCAAACAAUAGAAAUGCUCUUUAAAUGAACAAGUUGUCCAUUAUUGUGUGUAUUACUUUAUAUGACUAAACACAGAAUUAUACACAUUAAAUUAGCAAUUUGCAAUACUCCAAAGAUAACUAACACUACUUCAGACUGUCCUACCUGAAUAUCUUUGAGUUCGUCCUUCCAAUCCACAGCCUUGCAGGAGCCCACCACCUCAAGACUUCCUGCCUCCACCUCACUCUUGCCUUGGCUGUCCCUCAAGUUCUGUAUCUUGCUGGUGACACUGUUUUGGUUGCCUCCUAAUGCAAUCCUGAUCUCCUAUUGGAAAGACAAACACAUCAGCAGACAGAAGUAGAGUACCAUUGAGUGUACUUCUAAUUUGAUAGAACAUCAUUAGUUCAUAUGAUAAUGUAUGUAUUCCUAGACACAAAUCAGCUAUUUGUUGCAUCCACUAUGAAAGUGUCAGCCAGCUGAGAUCAUGUGGCACUGUGGCAUGAUGAUAGGGAUGACAAUGCAAAGGGGAAUGGCACCGUGACACAAUAGGUGGUGUUAAAGGGAGGGCUUAUCAGAGAGAGAGAGAGAGAGAGAGAGAGAGAGAGAGAGAGAGAGAGAGAGAGAGAGAGAGAGAGAGAAAUACAUCUUUUAUGGUUAUGUGUAAUGUUAUAUCAUUUAUUUCAUCAUAAUCAACAGAAAUGACACAUAAAUUAUGACAGAGAAAUGUUGUAAGGCACAUAGAAUAAAAACAAGGAUAAAAGGGAGCACAGGAGUCAGUGGAACAGGAGAUAUGAGGAGCCUUGAGAUUGUAGGGUAAAGGAACACAAGUUGCUUAUCAAAGAAGAUAAAACACAUGACUUCCUCAAGACUGCAUUCCAUCAUUCACCUUAAAUCUUUAUAACUACCUUGAACAAAGAAUUGAAAACAUACCAUGCACAUAUCACCAGAAAUUAGAGUUCUUGUUUUGUUACUUUUGGUGCAGAACCUUUGAGGGACCAUUCUUAUAUCUUUCAUCACCUUUCUAUGGUAUCCCAUCAAUAAACCAUGUACAUGAUAACACUAGAAACUGUUAUUAUUGUAUUGUUAUGUCUGGCACAAAACUUCCAAUGGUUCAUUCUUAGACCUUUUGUCACCCUUCAUGUGUACAGGUAGUAAGCUUGUGUUAUCUUAUCAUGAUUUUAUCAAACAUGUGUAAUCUCGUGUCCACUUCCCCACUGCAUAACAUAACUGGCAACUUGUCAUUACCCAUUACUCCCUUGUCAUUACCAGUCAUAAAUUAACUCACCAAGCUAUCAUAAAAUCUUCCAAACCAUCAAUUCAUCCUGACUUUUAAAAUCUCAUCUGUUUCUGUAAAUGUAAUGAAGGUAAUGACAAUGCUUCACUGGACCACCAGGUGACUUUAUCUGAUAUGUUUUCAACAGUCUCUGCAAUCUUUUCCAAGAAUGAGGUGAAGUGGGAAGCUUUGGAGUGGAGGCGACCACAGAUAGUGGCUUCGGAGGAAAGGAUGUGAGGAAAGAGGAAGGCAUAUGAUGAGGAAGGGAAGGGGGGUGGAGAGAGAGAGAGAGAGAGAGAGAGAGAGAGAGAGAGAGAGAGAGAGAGAGAGAGAGAGAGAGAGAGAGAGAGAGAGAGAGAGAGAGAGAGAGAGAGAGAGAGAGAGAGAGAGAGAGAGAGAGAGAGAGAGCAGGUGAGGAUGGGGGGAAGAAACACAAUGUAAAAGGAGUUGAUGUUAUGUGAAAGAAGGAAGUGUAAUAAGUUAAGUGGAAAAGAUGAGGGAGAAACAAAUUAAAUUAAGGAAAAUUAUCAAGAGUGGAACUGUUAUGAGAAAAAUCAAGGAAAGGGCAUGUCUUCUCAAAACGUCCAGGCUGUCUGCUAUGUAUUAGGUACAACUAAUACAUAUUAUGAAGUGAAGCAAACUGAUUAAAGGAGCCUGGAGAAAACCAGUUCAGGGAAAAUUGAGGUGAAGAAAGAGUGAAAUAGAGGGAUGAAAUUGUGGUAGAACAGCAAAGGAUGGAAGCCACAGAGGAAGAUGCAACAGAUAGAAACAACUGGAGAAGACUUGUACAUGAUGCCAACCCCUCAUUCUAGGGAAACAGUAAAAGGAGAUGUUAGUGAAAUGACAUAUGAAUGUUAGAUAUAGAGAGUGGAGAGAGGUGUGAGGAAGAAGCUAUUAGUGGAGAGAGGUGUGAGGAAGAAGCUAUGAGUAAAGGUAUCUAGUAGAGAGAAGCAUGAGGGAGAGAAGCUAUAAAUAAGGGAAUCUAGUGGAGAGAAAUGUGAGGGAGAAGCUAUGAGUAAUUAUGUCUAAAGGUGCCUGAUUUAAUGGCUCCAUCAAAGGGGAAGUCUAGGAACACUGGAUGAAGAAUACAAGUUAUCAGCUUCAGCACUCCUCACAGAUAAGAAGAUAGACCAGUAAUCUCUCAGCCCAUGAGAAUGUAAAAAUUAUGACCGUCUCAGUAUUUGAUUUAUAGCUGAUAAGAUGAAUGCAUUAUAGGGCAAAUCCUGAUAUAUAAAGAAUGUGUACAAUCCACAAAAAAUAUUACUUUGCCAAAACCCUUCAA